AGUCCACACGAAAAAUACAAGGAAUAGGAAAUUCCGUCACACAAUGUUUUCAAUCGUGCAAAAUUAACAUUCGAUCAUUAAAUGACGAUUAUUCUACCCAUGUACAAUGUUUGGUGUUACCGCAAAUAACACCACCAGCGCCAUCUAUACCUAUUAAUUUCAAUCAAAUUAAAAUUCCGCAUCACAUAACGCUAGCUGAUCCCUCAUACCUGGACGGUUUUGACAUAGACAUCUUAAUAGGUGCUGAUCACUUUUGGGACCUGUUAAGCGAAGGGAAAAUUCCCCUUGCGAGUGGCCCCUUCUUACAAAAUACAAAACUAGGUUGGGUCAUUUCAGGACCGAUAAAUAACUUACCGGUUAUUUCUAAUACUAUCCUUUGUAACUACACACAAUUACAUUCAAUCGACUCCCAGUUACGCAAAUUCUGGGAGCUUGAAGAAGUUUCCCCUGGCUUUCAUGUGCAGUCUGAGGUGGAGCGCGCUUGCGAAGAAGACUUUGUCCUAAAUACUAGGCGCGAUCCUCAGGGACGAUUUAUUGUUAAAAUACCAUUCAGCGAGUCUCCCACCUUACUAGGUGACUCGUAUACACAAGCAUACAGGCGUUUAGUCGCUCUGGAAAAACGACUUUCUCGUUCAACGAAUUGCGCGCAGCUAUACAAGGCUUUUAUUGACGAAUAUAUUAGCCUGGGGCACAUGGAUCGUAUACACGAUUUUCCAACUCCACAUUACUUCAUGCCACACUUCUGUGUGUUUAACGAAAAUAGUACCACAACCAAAUUACGCGUCGUUUUCGAUGCAAGCGCCAAAUCCACCAGUGAUAAAUCCCUAAAUGACUUACAAAUGGUUGGCCCACCUAUUCAAGGUGACUUAUUUGCAAUUUUACUGCGGUUUCGUGAAAAUGCCUACAUAGCUUGCGCCGAUAUAGAAAAAAUGUACAGGCAGGUCUUAAUAGAUGUCAGUCAGCGUGACCUUCAACUUAUCCUAUGGCGUUCUAAUCCUGCGGCUCCAUUGGAAAUUUAUAGGCUGAACACGGUGACGUACGGGACGGCAUCGGCACCUUUUCUUAGCGUUCGAUGCUUACGGCAGUUGGCUAUGGAAUGCAAUGAUGUGGAUGUAAAGCGAAUUAUUACACAUGAUUUCUAUGUUGAUGACAUGAUAACAGGGUCGGACGAUAAAGAUGAAUUGUUAAAGUUAUGCGAAAAGACAGCGAAUGUUUUAUCUACAGGAUGUUUUCCACUUCGAAAGUGGGUCUUUAAUUUCAAAAACGAUUCUUUACCGUCGUCUCAUACGUUAAAAGAUUUGUCUUUAGGAGAACCAGGAAUCGGAUUGACUUAUCCUCCUCAAUCAAAGACGCUGGGAUUGAGCUGGAUAAGCCAAUCCGACCAACUUAACUAUCAAUCUAAAGUUCGAUUACCUUCAACUAAAAUUACUAAACGCGUGAUUUUGUCUACGAUUUCACAGAUUUUUGACCCUUUAGGUCUAUUAAGCCCUACUAUCAUGACCGUCAAAAUUCUGUUACAAAAACUGUGGCUACUUAAAACUGACUGGGAUACGCAAUUGCCAGAAGAGGUAGCUGACGAAUUUAAAAGGUUUCUUAGUAAUUUAGACGUGCUUAGCUGUUUAAGAAUACCGCGUCAUACGUUUACUAAGCACCACAUACGCGCGGAAUUGCACAUAUUUACCGACGCCUCGCAAAAGGCAUAUGGGGCAUGUGCAUAUAUACGCACAUUAACACAAAACGGCAGCGUAUCGGUAAGGUUAUUAUGCGCAAAAGGGAAGGUAGCUCCUUUGAAACCUUUAACCGUUCCGAGGUUGGAAUUGUGUGGUGCCGUAACAGGUGCUAAACUUUGCGUUAAAAUAAUAGAAUCAUUGCGUUGUGAGUUUGAUGACGUCACUCUGUGGACCGAUUCGACCAUUGUACUAGGGUGGCUACGUAUGGCGCCCUAUCAACUUAAAACUUACGUACAAAAUAGAGUAGUUGAAGUGCAAGAGAUGACGCGUAAUUAUGCGUGGUAUCAUGUAGCGACUCAGGAUAACCCAGCAGAUUUAGUAUCGAGGGGUGUUGAUCUCAAAUCACUCGAAAAAUCAAACCUGUGGUGGGAAGGCCCACAGUUUUUUCGUGAUCCUAAUUUCAAGCCGCGCGCGAUUGAGACUCCUACGACUAGUAAGGUUGCUGACCUACCCGAGGUUAAAGUUUUACACACCCAAAAUGUUAAUCCUCAGGAAGGUCAUUGCAUUGAUCCUGUUAUCGCGUUUUCCAGAUUCUCCCAGUUCAGUCGCAUUCAGCGCGCUAUGGCGUAUGUUAAGCGUUUCAUACACAAUGCGCAAUCACCGAGCAACAAACUGUCCGGUGCGCUGAAUGUGGAUGAGCUGAGAGAAGCGGUAAAUACUCUUGCUCGGUUAUCGCAACAGGAAUCAUUUCCGGAAUAUAAUACUUUGCGCAAUAAUAAACCAUUAGCAAAACGGAGCCAGUUAAUGAAGUUAAGCGUAUUCAUUGAUGAAAAUGAUUUAAUUAGAGUGGGCGGUCGUUUAUACAAUGCUUCCGAAUUCAAUUAUAAUAAGAAACACCCCAUUCUUUUAUCAGCAAAGCAUCCUUUCACCUAUUUGUUAUUCCGAUAUGAACAUUUACGGCAACUACAUGCAGCUCCACAGUUGCUGCUAUUUACCAUUCGAGAGUCGUGGUGGCCUAUCGGUGGUAGGAACCUCGCAAAAAAGGUUGUGCACGAGUGUAUAAUUUGCACACGGUUAAGCGGUAAAACUCUAACGCCAAUAAUGGGCAACCUCCCAGCCGAGCGUCUAGCUCCAAGUUUUCCAUUUGCAGUUAGUGGAGUUGACUAUUUUGGGCCAGUAUUCGUACUGAAUCGCAAAGGAAGAGGCGCUAAAUUAAUAAAGGCGUACGUUAGCCUGUUCGUUUGCUUUGCAACACGAGCUAUUCAUCUCGAGUUAGUCGGAGAUUUAUCGACUGAUGCGUAUCUGCUGGCGCUAAAGCGUUUCGUCUCGCGGCGUGGCAAGCCAGCCGAGAUCUUCUCUGAUAAUGGAAGGAAUUUUACUGGUCUAAUGACAGAAUUUUCAAAAUUUUUAGCUAAUUGCGCAGAUGAGAUUAAAGAAUUCGCUAUAAACAAUAACAUUAAGUUUAAGUUUAUCCCUCCAUAUUCCCCGCAUUUUGGAGGGCUGUGGGAAGCAGGGGUAAAGUCAUGCAAGCACCAUAUUAGACGGGUUGUAGGCAAUGCAAAUUUUACAUUUGAGGAGUUUAGCACGGUGUUGGCACAGGUAGAAGCCGUCCUUAACUCCCGUCCCCUAUCUCCUAUGUCGACUGAUCCGAACGAUUUCACCCCUCUCACACCCGCACACUUCUUGGUUGGCCGUCCGCUGACGUCGCCUGCCUGUGAAGACUACGAGCAAGUACCAGCGCAUCGACUCACGCGCUAUCAGCGAGUCGAGCAAGCCCGACAGCACUUCUGGAGCCGGUGGUCCAAAGAGUAUGUCUCCGAGCUCCAAGUGAGAACCAAAUGGAACAAGGCCGGUGACAGUUUAAAAGAAGACACACUUGUGCUCAUAAAGGAAGACAACAAUCCCCCUCUGAAGUGGAGUAUGGGCCGCAUCGUCGCCAUCUUCCCCGGAAAGGACGGAGUCUCUAGGGUAGCAUCCAUACGCAUGGCUAAUGGCAACGUGGUACGGCGAGCGUUCUCGAAGAUCUGCCCCUUACCAGUGACGUGUGGUCCGAAUUCAACUGCUCCAACCAGUCCAACCGGUACCAAGUGAUUGAGAACCUUUGAAAGUGAUGCCUUUCAAGGCCGGGGGAGUGUUCGUGUGUACCAGACGUUAAAAACUUAUUGUGCUUAUGGCCUUACAAAAACUGAAAUAGUCUGUGGCGAAUGACAAAUGUCACGUCUGACGUUUGUCACUUUGAUUUUUAUAUAUUCGAAAAAGGAAUUGUUAAUUUUGCAUCAAUGUAGCAAUUAUUGUUAAAAUAAACGUUAUUAUACGUAUUCGCAAAA
Molecule: messenger RNA, 3997 nt
Organism: Maniola jurtina (meadow brown)
Lineage: Eukaryota; Metazoa; Arthropoda; Insecta; Lepidoptera; Nymphalidae
Exons: 1
Coding region: 693-3761 (1022 amino acids)
Biological process (GO): DNA integration
Molecular function (GO): nucleic acid binding
Source: RefSeq, a predicted model, not a curated record